This is a messenger RNA of Erigeron canadensis, 3102 nucleotides long. RefSeq lists its product as uncharacterized. Bases 1 to 3102 code for a protein of 1033 amino acids. Lineage: Eukaryota; Viridiplantae; Streptophyta; Magnoliopsida; Asterales; Asteraceae. The transcript is spliced from 5 exons. Gene Ontology annotation, molecular function: ATP binding; transmembrane receptor protein tyrosine kinase activity. The record is from RefSeq and is a predicted model, not a curated record. Gene Ontology annotation, biological process: protein autophosphorylation. Gene Ontology annotation, cellular component: plasmodesma; plasma membrane.
AUGUCUUCCAUUAAAGAGUUCCAACAUCUCAAAAUAUCACUCGGAGUUUUAAAAUCUGCCACCAAUAAUUUCGCACAAACCAACUGCAUCGGGGGUGGUGGAUUCGGGAAAGUCUAUAAAGGAGAAAUUCUCCUAUCUGGCGUGAUAACCAUGGUUGCCGUUAAGCGCUUAGAUAGGUCGCUUGGACAAGGAACCACUGAGUUUUGGAAAGAGAUAAUGAUACUUUUUCAAUACAAACAUGAAAAUCUUAUCUCCCUCUUAGGCUUUUGUGAUGAGCUUAGCGAGAAUCUUCUUGUUUAUGAGUAUCUAUCCAACAAAAGUCUCGACUUAUACAUAAGUCACACCAAUUUUUCUUGGCAUAAACGGCUUUUUAUAUGCCAUAGGGCAGCAAGGGGACUACAAUUCCUUCAUGAACCUUUAAAGGGGAGUCAACAAAGAGUCUUACACAGAGAUAUCAAAAGUGCAAAUAUAUUGUUGGGUGAUAAUUUGGAACCUAAGAUAUCAGACUUUGGUUUGUCUAAACUAGGUCCUGCUAACCAACAAUUCACUUUUGUUUUUUCAAAUGCAGUAGGUACAAGGGGGUAUUGUGAUCCCUUAUAUGAUCAUACAAACUUGUUGUCAAAAGAAUCUGACGUCUAUUCCUUUGGUGUUGUUUUGUUCGAAGUUCUUUGCGGAAGACUCGCAUAUGCAAAGUACUACAAUGAUAUGGGCACAUCUUUGGUGGCAUUGGCACGGAAGUGCUAUGAAGAAAAUACAUUGGAUACGAUCAUUCACUCUAGUAUAAGAGAAACAAUUUCACCUAAGUCUUUAGAAAGGUUUUCAGCAAUAGCUUAUCAAUGUUUGCACAUAAAUCGCGAAGAACGACCAUCAAUGGCUAAAAUCGUGGAAGAGCUUGACCUUGCAUAUAGAUACCAAGGCCUCGCCAACAUAUCACUACCAGAAAUGCCAAUGAAAGAGAUAAAAGUAGCAGCCGGAAACUUUAAAAAGUGUAUUUGGGAAGAUGGUCGAUAUCAGAUAUACAAAGGGAAACUUUCCAUUUCAGGAGGAAAACCUACAAUGGCCUUUAUCAAGAGGUUUUGUGAUCACCAUUCAAAACGUUAUUGUUUGUACCAAGCUACUUUCUCUUGUCAAGUGUCUCCAAACAUCAACUCUGUUCUCGGCUAUUGUGACGACGAAAGGGGAAAUAUUAUAGUCCAUGAAUAUGCAGAGCGUGGAAGCUUAGAUCAGUAUAUAAGCUGCAGGAGCAACAAUACUACUCUAAAGUGGCUCCAAAGACUUCAAAUAUGUUGCGGUGUAGCUCAUGGGUUAUAUCAACUUCAUAAUCGAGGCAUAGCCCAGGGUGCACUUAGUAGUGCAAAUAUUUUGCUAGAUAAAGAGUGGGUUGCUAAAGUUAGUGAUUUUAUGAUAUCCGCCCCAAGUUCAACAACAAUUUUAGAUGUCGUUACUGCUAAACGUCUUUAUAGCGCACCAGAGUACAUUCUUAGUGGUAAAGGGUCGAAAGAAGGAGAUAUAUAUUCUUUGGGUAUGGUACUAUUUGAAGUUGUAUGUGGGAGGCUGUGUACCGAAGAGGUAGAUGGCUACAUGUUAUCAGCCGAACUAAUCAAAGACUUGCAUGCAAAGUGGAAAUUAGAUGAGAUUGUCGAUCCUAGAUUAAGAGCACAAAUGAUCGAUGAUUACUCCAUGGGUAAAUAUUUUGCAAUUGCAUAUAGAUGCUUGUUGGAUGAUCCGAACGAACGACCAACAAUCCAGACCUUAAUAAAAGAGCUUGAAGAUAUAGUGAGAGACGAGAUGCAGGUAGCGACAAUGCAGAAAUUUGAAUUGAAAGAGAUAGAAGUAGCAACCAAUAACUUUACUUCGUGUAUUGGCAGCAAUCGUGAUGGCACAUUGAUAUAUGACGGGGAACUUUCCAUUUUCGGAAUACCUACAAGGGUAUAUCUAGUAAGGUUUCUAGAGAAUUCAGGAUCACUAAGUUAUUAUACGGAAUUAGUGGACUUCCUCUGUAAACUACACCAUCCAAACUUUCUCUCGGCUCUCGGUUAUUGCUAUGAGGAAGGGAAGAAGUUUAUAGUGCGUGAGUAUCCAGAGGGUGUAAGUUUAGAUCAGUAUAUAAGGCGUAACAAUAGAGCUUAUACUACUAGUCUUACGUGGUUACAAAGACUUGAAAUUUGCGCAGCUGCCGGUCGUGGUUUAUCUUACUUUGUUAGUAAUAAAUACACAGGCCUGAAAGGUCUCGAAAGCACCUCUAUUGUUCUUGAUGACAAAUGGGUUGCUAAAAUUUCCGAUUCAGGUAUAUCCACGCAAUAUUCAACAGGUUUAGAUAGAGGUGCCGACCCUUAUAACUCACCCGAAUACAUUACUGAUGGUAUUGAGACCGAAAAAAGCAAUGUAUAUUCUUUUGGCAUGGUAUUAUUUGAAGUGUUGUGUGGGAGGCUGUGCACCGAAGAGGUGGAUGGCGUCAUGUUAUCAGCGGAACUGAUGAAAGAGUCGUAUGAAGAGAAGAAACUUGAUGAGAUCGUUGAUCCUGCUCUUCUAAGAGAAAAGAACAUCAACUCAGAUUCCCUGGACAAAUACUCGGCAAUGGCUUAUCGAUGCUUGUUGGAUGAUCCAAAAGAACGACCUUCCAUGUAUAUUGUCGUGAAAGAGCUUGAAAGUAUCGAGAACAACUUGAGAACCAAUGAAAACGCGAUGACAAGAGUGACUCAAGUCCACCUGCUGUUUGUUUUUAUGAUGGCACUUGCUAGCCUUUACCUUGGGUAUGUGUCGCACCAAGAGGAUAAUAACUGGAUUCCAGAUUUUUUGAAGUUUGAUGUUGAUAAAGAAGCUAUACCAAUGGAACAGUGCCGGAAUGAAUCAACAGAGGUAGUUGGAUCUCCGGCAGGAAACGGCGAGGUCAAUCCAGAGCGUCAAACAGAUGCGGUCAAUUCUAACGGUGCGAAUUUUAAUCUGUCAUUAAAUUUUGAUGGGAAUUUCAAUUUGACUGAUGUUAAUGAUGCUUUGAUUGAGGAUACGUUAGAAAAGAUUGAUGGUAUUUAUGGGAAUGACACGGAAUUUAAUGGAGAGAAUAAUAUAAUUGAAACAAAGUCACGUGCUGAAAACGUUUGA